Fulmarus glacialis (Northern fulmar) is the source of this 890-nucleotide messenger RNA. RefSeq names its product small nuclear ribonucleoprotein 35kDa (U11/U12) (gene SNRNP35). The record is from RefSeq and is a predicted model, not a curated record. Gene Ontology annotation, biological process: mRNA splicing, via spliceosome. Gene Ontology annotation, cellular component: precatalytic spliceosome; U12-type spliceosomal complex. Gene Ontology annotation, molecular function: mRNA binding; snRNA binding. The transcript has a single exon. Lineage: Eukaryota; Metazoa; Chordata; Aves; Procellariiformes; Procellariidae. The coding region runs from base 65 to 856 and encodes 263 amino acids.
UGAAAGUGCUUCUUCCCAAAAUACCUGGGUAUCUGUGUGAUGCAUGGUUUUUUCCCACUAGACAAUGAAUGACUGGGCCCCCAUAGCAAAGGAGUAUGACCCCCUCAAAGCCGGGAGCAUUGAUGGCACAGAUGAAGAGCCCCACGACCGUGCCAUAUGGAGGGCUAUGUUAGCACGCUAUGUACCCAACAAGGGAGUUACAGGAGAUCCUCACCUCACCCUGUUCGUAGCAAGGCUCAAUCUUCAGACAACAGAAGAGAAGUUAAAGGAGGUCUUUUCCCGGUAUGGAGAUAUCAGAAAGAUCCGUCUGGUUCGAGACCUGGUCACAGGAUUUUCCAAGGGUUACGCAUUUAUUGAGUACAAAGAGGAGCGUGCUCUCUUGAAGGCCCACAGAGAUGCCAACAGGCUGGUUAUUGAUCAACACGAGAUCUUUGUAGACUUUGAACUGGAAAGAACUCUCAAAGGAUGGAUUCCUCGGCGGCUUGGAGGUGGUUUUGGAGGCAAAAAAGAAUCUGGGCAGCUACGGUUUGGAGGACGGGACAGACCUUUCCGAAAGCCCAUUAAUUUGCCAAACAUGAAAAAUGAUUUCUAUGGAGAAGGAUCAGCAGAGAAAAGAAACUGGUCUCGUGAAGGAACAAGGGACUGGAGAACAAGGGACCGAGACCAUGAAAGGAGCAGAGACAAGCGAUGGCCAGAAAGGGAGCGGUCGUGGGCUUGGGGUGAAAGUGAGAGAGACGCCAAGGAGGAGAGGAGCAGAGGGAGGGAGAGGAAGGACCGAGACAGGAAGGACAGGGAUAGAGACCGGAGCAGAGAAAGAGAUACCAAGAAACAAAGAGAGGAUGAUAAGCAUCGGUAGGUGACAGUCCCUUGUUGUUUGGGGUAUGGUGUCU